AUGGCUAUCAAAUAUGGCACUCUGACAGAGGAUCUCCCCGCAGCACCUUGUGGAUACGUAGUCUCCGAGGACAUUGAGAAACUGAAAAAAGCAGGAUCACUGCUCUGGCAGGCAUGUAACGAGGCUUCGGAUGCUAUCGAGGUUAUUGUCUGGGAUGCGAGCGAGGCGGAACCACAGGGACAUAUUCCGCUGGCGUUGGAGCGGACCGGCGUGACUGAUGAAGUCAAGAGUCUGGUCCGUGAGAUUCAUGAUGAGACGGAAUCUUCCUGGUCCGGAAUCUCCUCCGACCUUGAAAUUAUCCAUCAAGGUCGAGCGUCGUCGCACGCUGGUUCAAAAGACUCGUACUUCGCAACUAUGGUUUUCAUUAACAGCGAAGUACGAGCGCUUGGAUAUUGGAUUCUCAAUAAUAUACUCAAGACGGCAGAGACCCAGCCCCAUUUCAACCUGGAGCACCUAAUCAGCAUGUAUAGGGUGUUCGUCCCCACGCCGACGGAAUUCGUUGGCUACGUUGGCGCCAAUUUUCUCUGUUCGGUUAAUAGAAAGAUUGAGGUUGUUUUGAAAGAGAUGAUUGAGCAAAUGGAAGAUCAGCAGGCUGCUCGAGAGGAUUUCCUCGCCUUAGUGAGUGCGUUGGCACGGUGUGUGAAUAUGUUAAAUGCCCAGAAUCUGCAGCUGUUUCCAUGGAAGCAUGGGAGUGAGUAUCCUGUUUAUGUGGAUUGA
Messenger RNA from Aspergillus melleus, 717 nucleotides. RefSeq lists its product as uncharacterized. The record is from RefSeq and is a predicted model, not a curated record. The transcript is spliced from 2 exons. Lineage: Eukaryota; Fungi; Ascomycota; Eurotiomycetes; Eurotiales; Aspergillaceae. Bases 1 to 717 code for a protein of 238 amino acids.